UGAACAUCUGUGUUUAGAGCUAAGCUAAAAAAAAUAUUAAAAUAAUAUUCUGUAGUGAUUUAAAAGUGUCAAAAAUCAUUUUCUUUAAUAGUGCAUAGUGCAGUGUUAAUUAGUUUAGUGAGACAGUGUUGAAAAAAGUGAUAAUUCAAAGGAUUAGUUCGGAUUUUGUGUGGAUCUUAAAUCGGCUUGGUGAACGCCAUCUUGAAAACUUUAUACGAUCACGAUUAACGACAGGUGAAAAUCGCUAGUCCAAGGUAUAAUAUCAGUUUAUAUGAAUGGAUAAUUGAAAUUGUGAGUAGUAAGCAAUACAAAGCUAAACGCUAACGUGGUUUUCACUGGAAAUUUAUAUCUUUGCUACUUUGAAAAGCAGUGUUAAUUUCGAGCAAGGUGGACGCCAUCUUGAAAGCUUGUGUUAUCGGGAUUUACAUUUGACAAGUAAGUUACUACGCAAAAUUGAAUGAAACAGGGUAAUAGACAUCGCAUUAAGGAGGAACGGUGUAGAUUAUUUAUACCCUUAUUCAUAGUGCUGGUAUUACAUUGGAAAGUACUUUUAAUCAACAGUGUAAUAUAUUGCAUCAUUCGAGCAUGGUCGGUGGUGGCCGCCAUUUUGGAAAUUAUACCCGUCAACAGGCAAUCUAAGUCUACUACCAUAUACUUCAUGAAAGUUACUUUAAGUGUACCGAGAACGAGGGUGCGGUGCAGAACUCUCUUGCUUACGCUGAUAAUAACAUUUUUAUUGUGGAACUUUGCAACAUCUAAAAUGUCUCAAGACCAACAGCAAGGCAAAAGGAACAGAAACACGAAGGGGAAUUCAGUAUCCAGCAGUAAACCCAACGAGUCUACGGAAGGCUGGGUUUGUAAACUUUGUAAGAAAAAGUACACAGAAGAUUCAGCAAAAAUUGUGCAAUGUGAGUAUUGUAGUGAAUUUUACUGCUCAUUAUGCCUUAAAUUAUCAAACACGGACUAUGAAGGCUUUAAGAAUCCGCAGCUCCAUUGGUUUUGCCCCAGUUGUGACGAAAAGGUUAUGCGAAAUGUGAAGCAAGAAAGGGACAUAGAGGAACGAUGUGCUGCAUACAUGAAAAAAAUGGAAACCAGAAUAGUAAAACUAGAAGAGGAAAUGCUGAAAAAAGUGGACUAUGAGCAAAUAACCAAAAUUGUGGAAACCGUGAUCAGUGCAAACCCUCAACCAAUCGCCCAGGAAGGGGCCAGUAAACUUGAGAUUGAGCUAGUGGACAAAAAGAUUUCAGAAAUAAGAAAGUCAGUAGAGGACCAGGCGUACGAAAUCAGGGAUAGCACCAAUAGGGAAAGAAACAUUAUUAUACAUGGUUUAAAAGAAAACGAUGAAAAGGACCCGACAACAAGGAAAAUUAACGAUACAAAAAUGAUCGACAACUUAAUGGAUUUCCUGGGGAUAGAGCACGAAGGAUAUGAAAGCGUAAUUAGACUGGGGAAAAAGAGUGAAUUAUCUGAGAAACCAAGGCCAACAAGAGUAAUAUUUAGAAACACUGAAAACAAGAAAACAAUGUUGAAAAAUCUACAUAAACUCAAAAACAUGGACUGUACGAAUGUUCUGAGCAAAAUUGGGGUGACCCAUGACAUGACAAAGGCGGAAAGGGAGCAGAAUAAGGAGCUCAUUGAAUUAGCCAAGGAGAAAUCAAGCAACGACAACUCGGGAAAAUUCCACUUCCUGGUGCGGGGCCCACCUUGGGCAAGAAAAAUUGUAAAAGUCGCCAAAAAGGAUUAGAAGCACAAGGAACUGUUCAUUUGUUCAAUACUGUUACUGUUACGAAUUGUGAGGAUAAGCAUCCUAAAAAUGUUGUUAAAUGUGAGGAUAAGCAUCCUAAAA
Molecule: messenger RNA, 1846 nt
Organism: Dreissena polymorpha
Lineage: Eukaryota; Metazoa; Mollusca; Bivalvia; Myida; Dreissenidae
Exons: 1
Coding region: 458-1744 (428 amino acids)
Source: RefSeq, a predicted model, not a curated record